Molecule: messenger RNA, 1176 nt
Organism: Penicillium hordei
Lineage: Eukaryota; Fungi; Ascomycota; Eurotiomycetes; Eurotiales; Aspergillaceae
Gene: tpcE
Product: Zn(II)2Cys6 domain-containing transcription factor tpcE
Exons: 1
Coding region: 1-1176 (391 amino acids)
Biological process (GO): regulation of DNA-templated transcription; aflatoxin biosynthetic process
Cellular component (GO): nucleus
Molecular function (GO): DNA-binding transcription factor activity, RNA polymerase II-specific; zinc ion binding; DNA binding
Source: RefSeq, a predicted model, not a curated record
AUGUCUACCACUGCACAAUCCCCUCUGGUAGCAGCAGCAGCAACAGCAGCACCUGUUCGCAGGCUGCGUGACAGCUGCAACCGGUGUGCGGCCUCGAAAAUAAAAUGCAGCAAGGAGAAACCCUGCUGCGCUCGCUGUGCAAAACAAGGGAAGGUAUGCGAGUACUUUGCGACAAAGCGUGCCGGACGAAAGCCCGGAAAUCGAGCGCAAAAUUCAACUUCACCCCCAGUCACGCAGGCCUGGAUGCCAGCGACGUUAUCCGAGCCCACGGAUAGACAUCCCUCGCCAAUACCACCGUCCACCGAAUCAUAUUCGGAUUUCUUUUCUGCGGGCUUCGUGCCAUCCGACCCAACGAUACCGGCUACGGAAAUGGAUGUCCUGAACUUUCAAAUAGACGACUUCCAAUCAACCUCCCUUUCACUACCCAUGCUAGAGUUGCCAGAUGGGGACGAUCUCGAUGCACUGCUAGCCUCCAGUCAUGAACCCUCAGUCGUGGAAGUGACAACCCCAGCAGCUCGGCCUGCAGACAUCCAAUACGGCCCUGGCGUGACCUGCCAUUUUGCCCGUGCCCUCGGCCUGCUCAAAGAUCUCCCUUCUCCGUCGACCCUAUGUUCCCCGUCCGUUCGAACUCCAUCCGGCCAUGCUCCCACAAUUUAUUCCGUCAUCAACUGCAACGAGCAGGCGGUGGAAGCCAUCAGUGAAAUGCUUCAAUGCGAUUGCACCGAUGACGGACAUCUCCUCGCAAUCCUAGCAAUCAUUGUCCUCAAAAUCCUCACCUGGUAUGCCGUAGUUGUUCGACAAACCCCAAACAUUGAUGCGGAGAGCGCUGAGUGGGGAUUUCCGAGCGUGGAUCAGCCAAUCCAGAAGCGAUAUGCGCCAGAAGGGAAGCGCAGCUAUGGCGUCGACAGUGACGAUCACGUACGUUUGACUGGACAACAGAUACUCAGCCAGUUGCAUCGCGUGCAACGAUUAGUAAACACACUCUCCCAACGCUUUCAGUGCGUAGGUGGUCGAGAUGGCGCACCCCCAACCCCCCCGUUCGAUAACAAUGCGGAUCUCUUUACAUCCAUUGAGACUAUGUUUCCAUUUCCUAUCUCCAUUUUCGAUCAAAUGCAAGCAAACCUGCGCAAGCGUCUUCGUGACUUGUCAGCAGAAAUUAUGGAUCUACUACGGUGA